GGCAGGGCUGUCUGAGGGAAUGCGGGCGGCCAAGAUGGCUGCUGCCGCCGUCGCCGCCGGGCGUCACCUGCUGAGGAGCCGCGGCCAGCUGCGGGUGCCGCUGCGAUGGAGAGGCCAGGCCACGGCCGCCGCGGUGACGGAGAGCGCCAAGCCGCAGGUCCAGCCCCAGGAGCGGAAACCUAAAACAGGAAUCUUGAUGUUGAACAUGGGAGGCCCGGAGCGACUGGAUGACGUCCACGAUUUCCUGCUGCGUCUCUUCCUGGACAGAGAUCUGAUGACCCUUCCAGUUCAAAAUAAGUUGGCUCCGCUCAUUGCCAAGCGCCGCACCCCGAAGAUCCAGGAGCAGUACAGCAGGAUCGGCGGGGGCUCCCCCAUCAAGAAGUGGACAGCGGUGCAGGGAGAGGGCAUGGUGAAGCUGCUGGACAGCAUGUCUCCUCGCACUGCGCCUCACAAGUACUACAUCGGCUUCCGCUACGUGCAUCCGCUGACGGAGGAGGCCAUCGAGGAGAUGGAGAGGGAUGGCAUCCAGAGGGCCAUUGCCUUCACCCAGUACCCCCAGUACAGCUGCUCCACCACAGGAAGCAGUUUAAAUGCCAUUUAUCGCUAUUAUAACCAGAAAGGGGAGAAGCCAAAGAUGAAGUGGAGCAUAAUUGACCGAUGGCCCACACAUCCCCUUCUCAUUCAGUGCUUUGCUGAUAACAUCCAGAAGGAGCUGAACCUGUUCCCACCAGACAAAAGGAAAGAGGUGGUCAUCCUCUUCUCAGCCCACUCGCUGCCCAUGUCUGUGGUGAACCGUGGUGAUCCCUACCCUCAGGAAGUGGGAGCUACUGUCCAGAGGGUCAUGGAGAAGCUCAACUACUCCAACCCUUACAGGCUUGUGUGGCAGUCCAAGGUUGGACCAAUGCCCUGGCUUGGUCCCCAGACAGACGAGACCAUUAAAGGCCUGUGCCAGCGAGGAAAGAAGAACAUGUUGCUGGUCCCAAUAGCAUUUACGAGUGACCACAUUGAGACACUGUAUGAGCUGGACAUCGAGUAUGCCCAGGUUUUAGCCAACGAGUGUGGAGUUGAAAACAUCAGAAGAGCGGAGUCUCUCAAUGGAAAUCCACUGUUCUCCAAGGCCCUUGCAGACCUGGUGUGCUCCCACCUGCAGUCCAACGAGGUGUGCUCCCGCCAGCUGACCCUGUGCUGCCCGCUCUGCGUCAACCCCGUGUGCAGGGAGACCAAGGCGUUCUUCAGCAGCCAGGCCCUGUGAGCCGGGCGGGCGGGACGCUGCCCCGGGCAGGACGGGGCCAGCAGCCCCCGGGCUGGGGGCUCAGUGCUGCCGUGUCCCGUCACAGCACGCAGAACCUGCCUUCGGGGCAGCUCUUCUCAUCUUUUCUUCGUUUGAGAGGAGUUGUAGGAAGUAGGGAAAUAAGGGCAUUUAUCCUGUCAGGUGUGAGAUCUCGUGUCAUCCGUGGCGUGAGCCCAGCAGGACGCGCUGAAAACCCUACACAGCUUUUUUACAAUUAGCUUCUAUUUCUAUGCAGGGAUUUACUUGUAUGCAGGGUGGUCACAAGUUCAUGAACUUGCCAGGUCGAAGGUACACUUAUUUUGGUUUUGCUUAAGGUGCACUCUGACCAGCACAGUCUGUUGUCUGUUCUGAGAGGGACUUUGCAGCUGGCUUGGAGACUUUGGAGACCAAGUUACUUCUAAUGUGUAGUUAAUAAGGUGUGUGUAUAUAUAAUUUUUUUUUUUUUUUUUUUAGAGCAUAAAGAUAAGGCUUUGUUUUGGUUUGGUUUUCUCCUGCCAGAAACUUCAUGUGAAAGCUUAGCUGGGAUAGUAGAAUGCACAAAACUUGUUUACAUUUUCUAGGAAAAAAAUGUUCAUUAUCUGCAGGAAAGUAUUUAAAGAGCGUAAGUUGAAAGGAAUUACCCUGCUUGAAUGAUGCUGGAGAAUUUGCGCCGUUGAAACUGCCUGUUUCAAGUCUAGCAGAAGCAUGUGAGGAAACAUGUUGGCUUAUCUGUUAAGCAGGAUGGCUUUUUAAAUUCUUAUAUUUUUGUUUAAAAAGGGCUUUUUCUGUUUGGUGAAGUAAAUUUAGGAAGUCAGGCUUGUUCUCCAGGAGGUUUAUAGAUCCACUCUGUGCUUUCUACUGUGCCACAGUACUGUGGUUUUGUGGGAUACCUAUGGAGUGCCAUAGGUAGGAUUGAUGUGGUUUAAUUGCCGUUACUUAGACGGAGAUGAUCAGUCAGGAGUCAUUUAGAGUUUCACAUUGCAGACGCCUGAGAACAGGCAGCCCUGUGCUGGGCUCUCCUGAAAGGCUGCCAGCCCCCAGCAGGGCCGUGCUGGGCAGGGCCCUGGCACUGGGUGUGUCCCCAGAGACACAGGGUCCCCUCCUGCCCGGCGGGGCGGGAGCAAAGCUGUGACAGUGGCACUGAGCCCUACGUGUGGCAGCCCCGCUGGCACCUCCUUGGGCACACGUUUACUUGAUGUCCUUAGCACUGAAAUGCCAGGACCUGUGCACUGCAGGCUGGCUCCUGGGAACUGCUGGUGGCUGAGAAGCAGAUGCCGUGCUGCUCAGCCAGGCUGACCUGCUCAGGUAACCAUGAGGCAGGAGCAGUUUGGACCUCUGGUCUUCCGAGAACAGGGUGUUAAAAGAGAGAAGAGGCCUCUUGUGGUGUAUCAGGGGUUUGUCUCGUUCUGUUUUGUUGUUGGAGUUAAGGAUGGGAUAC
This is a messenger RNA of Vidua chalybeata, 2708 nucleotides long. It is a transcript of the gene FECH, whose product is annotated as ferrochelatase. The transcript is spliced from 11 exons. The record is from RefSeq and is a predicted model, not a curated record. Bases 20 to 1252 code for a protein of 410 amino acids. Gene Ontology annotation, molecular function: protoporphyrin ferrochelatase activity. NCBI's taxonomy places the organism in Eukaryota, Metazoa, Chordata, Aves, Passeriformes, Viduidae. Gene Ontology annotation, biological process: heme biosynthetic process.